AUGGCCUGCAACAACAUCUGCCGUCCCUGCGGACCCACCCCGCUGGCCAACAGCUGCAACGAGCCCUGUGCCCUGCAAUGCCAGGAUUCCCGUGUCAUCAUCAACCCUUCCCCUGUGCAGGUCACCCUGCCAGGACCCAUCAUGACCUCCUUCCCCCAGAACACCGCUGUUGGAUCCACCUCCUCGGCUGCCGUGGGCACUGAACUCAGUGUGCAGGGACAGCCCAUCUCUGGUGGAUUUGGUGGCUUUGGCUACGGCCUUGGCUAUGGCCGUGGAUUUGGCUACGGGCUGGGCUGUGGCUAUGGGCUGGGAGGCCUGGGCUGCUAUGGCAGAAGGGGUGGCUACAUCUGCUAAGGGUCCUCAGCACCACCCCUGACACCAACCCCCAGCUCCCUGGAACACAUCUCAGGCAUUGAGGACGCCUCUCUGCUCCAAGGCUCUCAGAUGGACUCAGCGCUUCCAGCUCCUGCUCUCAGGGCACCAAGCAAGGCAGCAGACAAGGGUCCAGCCCAGGCUGCCUGCAAUCAUGGCCCAUCUGCCUCCUGCUCUUCUCCCACUCCCUGCUCUGCAUUGCCCCUUUAGCUCUGUCAAGUUCCCUCUGCUGCAAACCCCUUCUCCCAGGCCAGGGACCCUUGGGCACUCCCAGUGAGCUGCUCUCACUGUGGGGCAGGAAGUUCUUGGUGCUCUGG
Molecule: messenger RNA, 689 nt
Organism: Poecile atricapillus (Black-capped chickadee)
Lineage: Eukaryota; Metazoa; Chordata; Aves; Passeriformes; Paridae
Product: feather beta keratin-like
Exons: 1
Coding region: 1-354 (117 amino acids)
Cellular component (GO): intermediate filament
Molecular function (GO): structural constituent of cytoskeleton
Source: RefSeq, a predicted model, not a curated record